GACACGCUUAUACAAUGGUUCUAGUUGAUAUAAUUGCCCGUUAUAAAAAAAGUCAAGGCUAUCAAGUUUACUUUCAAACUGGUAGUGACGAACAUGGGGAAAAAAUUGAAAAAAAAGCUAAAUCAUUAGGGAUUUCUCCUCAAGAUGAGGGCAAAGUUAUUAAUAAUAACCUUUGUCCGGCUCCUAAUUGUCAAACUGAACUGCGGAAAGUUGACGAACCAGCCUAUUUUUUGCGAGUUAGUAAAUAUUAUCCUAAGUUAUUAAAAUUUUAUUCGCAAAAUCCUAACUUUCUUUUACCUGCUAAUAUUAAAAAAGAAUUAUUUGAAAAUUUUCUCAAAAACGAUAUCCAAGCUAACGAAACACCCUUAGAAGCGGCCAAAAGGGAAGUUUUUGAAGAAACUAAUUUAGUAAUUGAAGAUUUAGAAAUAGUUGAAAAAGAAACGAUCGGGAAAAUUAAGUUCUUAGGAAUAAGCGAAGUCCAGGAAAUUAACUCUCAAGACCGGGAUGAAGGAAAGAUGAGUAAAAGUAAAGGUAAUGUUAUUGAUCCGUUGGAGUUAUUAAAAAAAUAUCCUUCCGAUUUGUUACGCACCUACUUUGUGGCUAAAAUCAACUUUCUGCAAGACGGGGUUUGCGAUGAAGAUUUAUUAAAAGAGUUUUACCAAGACUUUUUAGUAAAUAAUUUAAGUAAUUUAGUUUCUCGGGUCAACAAAAUGCUCCAACUUUAUCGGGAAGGAAUUAUACCUUCGCUAGAGAAGGAACCGAAAAAUGAAAAGUUAACAGAAUACAAGAAAAAGUGUGAAUUUACUGUAAAAGAAUUUCAAAAAAAAAUGGAUCAAUAUGAACUAACUAAUGCUUUUUCCCAAAUCAAAACUCUCCUUGAUGAGACUAAUAAAUUAAUUUCUGACUUAGCUCCCUGA
Funneliformis geosporum is the source of this 917-nucleotide messenger RNA. The record is from the annotation of a GenBank genome assembly. NCBI's taxonomy places the organism in Eukaryota, Fungi, Glomeromycota, Glomeromycetes, Glomerales, Glomeraceae.